UUGGAUUUAAUUUUGAUAUAAAAACAACAGGAACAGCAGCCAAAAGUUGUUGUUGCCAAACUUUUAAGUUUCUCCUAUCGGCGGGCAGUAAAAAACAGCGGCGCCGCCGCCGUUGAGGGCUGUCCAGCGAUGACAGCGAUCAGGAAACGCAUUUGACACGCAGCCCAAGAUCUCAAAUACACACACAUACACAAUCAGUAUCACACACACACACCCACACACACACUCGUAUACACAACCAAAAUCAGAAACCAAAAAGCAAACAUAUAUCAAACGUGAGGAGUCGCAACAAAUGUGGAAGAUGUUGGAUACCAUGAUGGAUGCCGAGCUCUUCAUGUUCGACUGCGAUGACUGCGCCGGCAUGCCGCUAGCCCCACCACCACAGUUCCUGGUACCACCGCCGCCGCGGCCACCAGCGCUAGCCGAAUACACGGUGGUGCCGCAGGACUGCAACGAGGAGCAACUGGCGCAACAGCAAUGGGACAGUGAUGUCUGCCAGGCGAUACCGAUACUGGAUGCCAGCUUAUACAGUAGCCAAUCACUGGCCACCUCAGCGAUGAUAGCGGUUUUUUCACUGCUGCUGGUGCUCAUUGUGCUCAUCUCUUCGCUGUUUGUCUGGAAAAACAAACGAAAGGUACAAAAUCUGCUGCCCUGCAAGACGCCCACGCGUGGUGCGCUCAGUGGCACGUUGCCCUUGGGCGGUGCCAGUGGCGCGCACAGUGGGCAGCAUCAUCACCAUGCCAUGUACGAGGAUCCCGAUGCGCACCUGGGUCACCAUCGGCCGCUGGUGAUGCGGCACCAUCAUCAGUAUCAGCACGCGCAUCAUCAGCACCAGCAUCCGCACCAUCAUCAUCAUCAUCUGCAUCAUCAUUACCAGCAGCAUCCGCACACAGAGCUGCUGCAGGGCAAGAGCAUACAUUAUCCCAGCGGUUAUCCGAUGACGCGUUCACCGCCCUUCCUCGUCAGCUCCUCGCCCGGCCCGGAUCCGUAUCGGUCGAACGACAACGUCUACGAGGAGCUCGGCCCCGGUCGCGUGGACUCCGAUGGGGAGUCGGAGCCGCCGCUGCACUCGGACGACGACUUCGCCGAGGACGAGCUGUCGCUGCCGGGCGAGUGCAGCUUCCACAAGGAGCCCAAUAGCACGCCCUUAGCAGGUGCUGUGCCGCCAGCCACGCCCUAUCACGAACGACCCGCGGGCAGCAGCAGCAGCGCAGCAGCGGCAAAUGCUGCAGUUGCAGUUUCCGCCACUGUCAGCCAGGUGGCGCCACCGCCGCAGGAGCGACACAGCGUGCUCAGCUCGGGCUCGUCGACGGCGCCGGAUGCUUCCACGGCCAGUGCAUCCACCAGCAGCAACCCGCACAACAGCAACAGCCACAGCCACAGCCACAACAACAACAACAACAACAACGAGUUGGCAAGCGGCGGCCCGCUGCGCCGCAUUCAGCGCAGUCGCCAGCAGCGAGCGCAGGACGAGCUGAACAACAGCAGCUCCACGGCGGACAUUGCGGACCUGGCGCCGCUCUAUGACAAUCGCAGCAACAUGAUGUCGCUUGGCUACUUGGCCCGGUCGACGGCGCCGCAGUUCUACAACACGCUCGAGCACGAGGUGGAGCGCCGCAAUCGGAUUAACGCGCAGCUCAGCCAGGCGCCGGCGCCGCCGUUGGCCACCAUCUACCGGGAGCGCAUUCGCUACCCGAGCGUGCAGCAGUAUGCGCCCAACAGCGCCAACGGCCUCAUGGCAGCCACGAUGCGGGUGCGCACCCAGCCACGCCUCCUGGACCGUCGCCCACCGGCGCAUCAGCACCAGCAUCAUCGCAUUCAUGCCGCGCCGCUGGCCACCGAGCCCGCCUACGGCUAUGCUGAGCCGAUUUAUAAUGCCAACUACUACUACGACAGCGCCGGCGUGGGCCCCGUGGGUGUGGCAGCCGGAGGCGCUGGUUCGGCGAGACCCUAUGCCUCCACACUGCUGCCCACAUCGGCCGCCGACUACAGGCAGCCCUACGGCGACUCCAGCUUUGGCUCCGACUCCGGCUACAGCCAUCACACGCCCGCCAGCUCGAUUGGACGGCAGGACUACGACCUGGCCGAGCCGCAGCUGAAGCCGAGCAAGCUGAGCGCUGCCCUGAGCUUUGGCUGGCAUCGGGCUAGGAAGGCCUCCGGCACGCCCACGGCCACAGCGAUGCCCAUCGCCUCGAUCAGCAGCAGCAGCAACGAGGCGACCAGCCCCAACAACAACAGCGCCUGCUCCACAGUCCCCACGCAGCUGGACAAUAACAAUGCGAGCAGCCUGUCCCCGGCGUAGAUCGGUUAGGCAUUGCAUAUGUCCAACCAGACUAGAGCCAAGCGUGUAUAUAAGAGAGAGAGAGAGGGAGUCCUCUCUCGAUUCAUGUACAGUUAGCGAGUAGCUUUUUAGCCCUUAAGCUUCUUCUGAAUUUAGCCAAUAGUUAAGUGUUCCAGGGACAAGUUCUCGACAAUUUGUCUCCCUCUGCUGCGUGUACAUCGUAAAAGCAAUAGACCUAUAUUACCGAUAUGCUGUAGUUAGGUACUCCAGGCGCCCCCACGCCCCCUCCCGCCCUGUUCAUAAGCAUAAAUCCUAUUUGGGGCCUGCCAUAAUUUAAAAGUCAGUGUAACUUCUAGAAAGCAAAGAACUUAUAGCGUCUAAGUGUUUUUCCAAUGUGAUUGCCAAAUUCUACAAUUUAAUAUAAUGACAAACUGAGCGGAAUGAAAGAAGCAGAAACUAAAGUAAACUAAUUUAUAACGAAAUUAAUGCAUAAACUAAAUUUUUAUU
This is a messenger RNA of Drosophila hydei, 2788 nucleotides long. RefSeq lists its product as uncharacterized. Bases 293 to 2302 code for a protein of 669 amino acids. The record is from RefSeq and is a predicted model, not a curated record. The transcript has 5 exons. Lineage: Eukaryota; Metazoa; Arthropoda; Insecta; Diptera; Drosophilidae.